AUGCGUUCCACACUCCUCACCCUCGGCCUGGUCGCGAUGUCCGUCUCAGCCCAAAAGGAUAACGGCCAAAAGGACGACCAAAAGGGCGCAGUCCCACAAUGGACAACCGACAACCCCAACCCAGCCUGCGAAAACGACUACAACACCUGCAUCAGCAACCCCUCCAACCGCCACGACCAAUGCGAAUGCCUCCACCAAGCCUGCCAAAACAACGACUCCAACGGCCCAUCCCACUGCGCCCAAGUCCUCAACCUCCCCGCCUCCCUCGCCGCCGGUCCUCUCCCAAAUCAAUACAAGCCCACCUCCGGCAUCUCCCCCAUCCCCAACCAGCCCAUGCCAACCACCACCGCCCCCAACGGCGACAACAUCAUCGUCGGCACCCUCGGCCCAGCCCCCGGCGGCGGCAGCCCCAUCGCUGCUCCCGCAAACUCCAUCCCACUCGGCCAACCCUGCUCCGACGACCGCCAGUGCGCCGGGCAAGGCGUCGCCUGCUUCGGCCAAACCUCCGGCACAAUCCCCUCUUGCGGCUCCUUCAACGCCCCCUGCCAACGCGACGAUCAGUGCGCGUACAACACCUGCGACCAGAAAAUCCACCUUUGCGCCGGUUUCCUUCCCAGCCAGAGUCAACUCGCCAACCGACCCGCUGCAACUACCGGUCAUGUGGCAGGCGUACCCACUGGAACUCCUCCCGGAAAUGGAACUCCGGGUGAAGCAACGGCGCCGAUGACCACGACGACGGUGGUGCGUCCCGAGUUGAGCGGCAGCUUGGGACCGAAUUAUGUUCCUACUGCGAAUGGCACGUUGGUGGGCACCAUGACGGGACCGGGUGGUGCGAGAGCGACGGUUAGUGGGAUCCGCGGGAAUGCGACGACGUCGGCGAAACCGGGAGUUAGUACGGGUGGUGCGAGCAGUAUGGGUGUUUUCAGCGGUGUGGCGGCUGUUGGCUUUGGGAUUUUGGCAUGGGUUGUUUAG
Molecule: messenger RNA, 972 nt
Organism: Zymoseptoria tritici IPO323
Lineage: Eukaryota; Fungi; Ascomycota; Dothideomycetes; Mycosphaerellales; Mycosphaerellaceae
Exons: 1
Coding region: 1-972 (323 amino acids)
Source: RefSeq, a predicted model, not a curated record